UUCACAGAGAAGCGAAGAACACAGGUCUGCAUUUGAAACAGAACUUUGUUGUUAUUGAAAUAAUAAUAAUAAAACACACAACUAGAGAUGGCAAAAUUAGCUGGACUACUCGUUCUCUGCCUAGCCCUGAUUCACACAGGCUACGCUUUGCAGUGUUACAACUGCAUUUCGAAACCUGACAGCAAGAUGUGCGAUGACUUCUCCGACGAGGCUCAGAUCAAGAAAAUUACUUGCGGAAAGGUAGUCGCCGAUCAAUUCCAGGCAGCUUGCAUCAAGAAAGUUAUCAAAGAUAAAAACACGGAAAUGAUGAACGUGACCAGGGGUUGCGUUCAGAUUAGGAAAGAUGGAGACACCAAAGCCGAAUGCAAAGCUCCAUCCGACAAGUACGAUGUCACCGCGUGCGAUGUCUGCAUGGACGACCUUUGCAACGCCUCAAAUCAAAUAAACUUCAACCUUUACACGUUCAUCGCAUCCGUGACGAUGUUAUUCCUAGUCAAAUACCUCAAUUAAUUUAAAUAGUUUCACACAAGUAGAAAACUAAAUUCAGUAAGUAACAUCAUAGUGUACUUAAAUGUUCUUGUUGCAACUUUAUAUAAGAUAUUUGAAGAAAAAUUUAAUUAAUUAAUACAUAUUCUGUUAAUUCUAUUGAAGUUUACCAUUUUGUUUUUUUUUUUCAUUUUUUUUUGUAUGUAGAGCUUUUCUUAUUGUUGAAUAAAUGUAAUUUAAAAAUA
Nicrophorus vespilloides is the source of this 731-nucleotide messenger RNA. RefSeq lists its product as uncharacterized. Gene Ontology annotation, biological process: positive regulation of voltage-gated potassium channel activity; sleep; regulation of synaptic transmission, cholinergic. Lineage: Eukaryota; Metazoa; Arthropoda; Insecta; Coleoptera; Silphidae. Bases 88 to 510 code for a protein of 140 amino acids. The record is from RefSeq and is a predicted model, not a curated record. The transcript is spliced from 3 exons.